GACCCUGAGUGUCGACUUUGAACCGAUCGACGCACUCAUCCUCCCGUCUCUUAAAAGAUGAACACUUCCAAGCAGUAGUAGUCUACCAUCCUGCCGCGUUUUACAGACUCCUGCUCCGACUUGCGAACGCAACGCAGCCCAAACACUGGGCGGCGCAUAUACGACCCGCAGCAUGCGCCCACUACCAUCCUCGCUAUGGCUCCUCAUCGCAGCACAGAUCGAAGCCCGCGUGCAAGCGCAAGCUGAGUCGCACUCCCCGUUGCAACAGCAUCGCCUAGUACCCACAGCGAUCCGCAAGAUGCCGCCCGACCAAGGCGCCAAGUUCCACCACGAAUACUGUGCCUUCCCGGAGCACGAGCAGCACGCCGCCUUCGCUCCGGCAUCAUCAUCCCACAAACCCGCCGCAGCAAUAGCGGCGCGCAGCGCCCUCGACUCAGAAGACGCCCUCCGUCUAGCGGGGAACGCAUCCGCAGAGCUACCCCUGCGCCCGCCGUUCGCAGUGCUCUCGGGUCUGGAGGAGUUCGAGUUCGAGGACGAGGACGAGGACCGGAGGAUAGCACCCCCGCCACCCCCUGCAGCAUGGGACUGCCUGUUCCGCCGCGCAGCGUCAGCCCUCGCAUUUCUCGAGAAGCGCCAGUGGUCCUGCCCCAGCGGGACAAGCAGCUGCGCGUCGAUCGGGUACCCCAACAGCUGCUGCGGGCAGGGCGAGACGUGUGUGGAGGUGCCCGACACGGGACUGGGGCCGGUGGGCUGCUGUCUGGAGGGGGCUGCUUGCGGGGGCGGCAUCUCGGGGUGUCCCGGUGGCAGCACGACCUGCGGGAGCGAGGUCGGAGGCGGGUGCUGCAUCCCGGGGUUUGUCUGCGCCGGCGUGGGGUGCGUCCGCUCCUCCUCCUCCUCCCCCUCUUCACCUUCCCGAACCCAACAACCCUCCCUAACAACCCUCACAACAACCUCAACAAGCAUCAUCCCCCUCCCAACCCCAUCCACAGUCCUGGUGACAGUAACAGUCACCCUCACCCCGUCCUCCGCCUCCAUCACGUCCGCCAUAACCUCCACCAUCACCCAAACCGUCUCCCCAUCCCCAUCCUCAGGCUCCGGCCCUGGAGCCCCUUUCCGCCCAACCUCGUCCUCCUCCUCAGCAACCCAAACAAACACAAACACCUUCUGCCCAACAGGCUUCUAUCCCUGCCUGGCGACCGCGGGGGCCGGGUGCUGCCAGACGGGGCGGGACUGUGCCGUGUCGUCGUGCCCCUUGCCGGGGGGCAUGACGGCAGUGCAGAGCAACGGGGUGACUGUUCUUGUGCCGGCUGGUUCUACAGGGACUGGGAUUGGGAGUGGUAAUGAUGGGAGUGGGAGUGGGAGUUGUGCGAGUGGGUGGUUUUUGUGUGAUAGUAGCCAUGAGGAGGAGGGGGGGGAGGGGUGCUGUCCGAGCGGGUAUUCCUGUGGCACGGCGAGCUGUUUCGCUACUGCUACUACUACGCAGUCCGGUGUGACGGGGCCGGCGGCGAGUGUGGCAAAGGCGUUGCCUGGGGCGAAUGCGGGUGCUAAUGGGAGGUUAAUAAAAGGAGGAGGGUGCGGGGGGUGGUGGUGGUUAGCGGGGAUGGCUGUGGGAUGGGUAGGUUGGGGCGGCAUGAGAAUAUGAGUGAGGACGGAAGGGAGCAUGACAUGAGCAUGACAUGAGCAUGAAGCGGGGUGUUUUAUGAUUCUAGUGGCAUGCAUUUUGUUGUUUAAGUUGGGAGGAGGGUUGCUGUUGUAUUGCAUAUCUAU
Chaetomium strumarium is the source of this 1767-nucleotide messenger RNA. RefSeq lists its product as uncharacterized. The record is from RefSeq and is a predicted model, not a curated record. Bases 173 to 1642 code for a protein of 489 amino acids. The transcript is spliced from 2 exons. Lineage: Eukaryota; Fungi; Ascomycota; Sordariomycetes; Sordariales; Chaetomiaceae.